This is a messenger RNA of Seminavis robusta, 2427 nucleotides long. The record is from the annotation of a GenBank genome assembly. NCBI's taxonomy places the organism in Eukaryota, Bacillariophyta, Bacillariophyceae, Naviculales, Naviculaceae.
AUGAACACACCAGCUAACGCUGAGGACCCACCCAAGAAGGCGAAUGGUGACAGUCGUUCAGUGACAAUUCAGGUGGAAGCGGACGAGCCAGUCAAAGGGACUGUGCUCGAGGGCCGAACGGUCCAACCAGAAGAUGACCCCCAAAAGCUGGUCCCCAUGGAAUACCACAGUGAUAAUAACCUGGUUCCCGAGGAAGAGUACCAUGGUGGUGCGGCAGAGAGCCCAGCCAAAGCGGUACAGGGCCGAGCUAAAGCUGCCGACCCACCCAAGAAGGCCGCUGGUGACAGGCGUUCGGUGACAAUUCAGGUGGAAGAGGACGAGCCGAAAAAGGCGACUGUACUCCAGGGCCGAACGGUCCAACCAGAGGAUGACCCCAACAAGCUGGUCCCUACAGUAUACAACAGUGACAAUAACCUGGUUCCCGAAAAAGAGUACCAUGGUGAUGAGAGCAAGGACCAACAAGGAGAAGAAAUUGAUGACAUGACUGCUGAGGCAGCGAAGAAACCACCCAAAAACAUGUCCUAUCGUUCCAGCGAAUAUCGAUUCGAAAAGGCUCUCAAUGAAGACAUCUACAGUGUCAUGUACACGGCAGACCGUUUUAGCAUUCCUUUCUUUUUUGCAAUGCUUGUUUUCAUGAUCCAAUUCACCAUUUUGGUGCUGAUUUUCAUUGGUCUAGUGGAUACCACAGAAGAUCCACCCACCUCGAGCAAUGGAGAAACAAACAGGCUCAAACUUCCAGUUGAUGUGGAACGCACCGUUCGUAUUGCACAAGGCUGUGGUGUAAUCCUCAUCAUCAAUUUUACGGCCAAAGAAGGAGACCUCAUCAAGGGAUGUUCCCGCGUGUUCAAUGGAUACGAUAAAGAGCUAAUCAAGGACCACACGGGUGCCACCAAAAUCAAGUGGGCCAUGUCAUCAUUAUUUCAGGCAUCCUCGGGUUUCUUUAUGAUCAUGAAUUUGUUCAUAUUGCUCAUGCAAAGUACAACUGUUGUGGGGAUGUGUCUCAACUUUGCCGCCCUGCACUUUGUCCAAGACAUCGAUGACGUUGCUUUUGCCGUGGCGGAAACUGGCUUGGUGGGCCAGGUCAUUCAAGCUGAAGUCAAAGGUGUUGGGGACAUCAUGACGACGGCUGCCAACAUAAGAAGAACACUUUGGAUGAGAAGAUUUUUGCUGGGGACUAUAGUGACUGCUCUCUACGUCUUUUGGAUUAUUUUCUCCAACUGGCAGCUGUCUGGAAAGUUUGCGUGCAAUGUGCUCUUGCUGCAGUUUGGUGAUGCGUAUGAUCCGGACCUCGCCUAUUACUCUGGCGGAUUUAUCGCAGAGGGACUACAAAGCAGCCGGCCCAAGUAUGUUGAUCUCAGUGGAACAUACAAAAUGCGGUACUCUCGGUCCAACAAGGCUUGGGUGCUGGAGCCCAAUACACCUGAGAAAGGUCUUGUUGUCAUCAAAUCUUCAGAAACUGAGUCGUUCGAUGUCACAACAAUUGCCGAUCAAACAUGGUUCCACAACACAACAGGAGGGUUUGUUCCCGUUGACUGGUUCUCUCUGACCUGUCAUGAGUGUAACGAAAACCGAUGCCAUACAGACCGUGGAACUUGUAAUGAGAAUCAUGCCUGCAUGUGCCAUGAAGGAUUCUUUGGGGUGAGCUGUGAGACUGAAACACCCAAAUGUCCUUUCUAUGCAGUAGACUUUCGAACCAGAGGCACUCUGGCCAACGUUCCAGGAGGGUCUUUCUUUUUUGAUAAUCAGUUUCUUUCGGCAGAUGUGAAAUUCAAUCACAGAUUCUUGUAUAUUCCGUUCGACAUCAAUGCGUAUGCGUUCUCUGCCGCAUUGAAAGUCCAGUAUUUCAUGAUUUUCACAGGUCGAAGAUGGAUGAUCAUGGGUGCACCAUAUGAAUCGAGUGCGUUGACCUAUGACGAGUUCUUCGAUUACUUGAACACAACAAAAUUUUGGAACGCUUCAUCCGCUGCUGAGGCGCUGCAGGUAUUGGCAAAGAGCAGACUAUACAGUCCUCGCUACUACAGUUCUCCUGUGGACUAUGGUACACCUACUUGGGCUUAUGACCCAACCGCAGUGACCUGGGUUUUCGCCAAGCCACAAGAGAACCAUGAUGAUUCAUUGUUUUUUGAUGCUACACCAGAUGAUGACGACACACUCAGUGCACGGUUCUUAUGUUCUGCCUGCAGUUUCCAGUACGAGAAUGGAACUGUGACUGAGGGAUUGGCAACAUGCCAAAAUAAGGGCAGAUGCCGGGAUGGUUUCGAGGGCUUUCCUUUUGGCUUCUUGGUUUCCAAUGUGAAUAUGUUUAUGAUUGCAAUGAACUUGGCUGUUUCAAUGAUGGGAUAUGUGACUCCAAAACUGGAAGCUGUCAGUAUUGUUUCAAAGGGGCCUCUGGGAACAUCUGCCAGAAUCCACACCCACCAGCAGUAG